CUUUGCAUUGGUAGUUGAUUGAUCCCGUAGGAUCUCAUCUUUAUCUGAAAAGUGUCAAUCUCUUUUGCCUCUUUUGAAACCCCUUUAGUUUUCUUCUUUUGAUGCCUGCCUUCAAGGUUUCUUUCUCUCUCCUUCUGGUUGUAGAAUAAUGGCUCUUUUCCGCUGCUUUCUGCACCUAGUCUUCUUCACAAUCAGUGCUUCCAAGAUCCCAUUCCUAUGGUUCCUCUGUCCCGGGCAGGAGGGUCAAAGCAGAAGAAGCGAGAUGCAGUGCUUCCGGUUCGCGAGCUGGGAGAAGGAGCGGGAGAAGGAGGAGCUGCAGGGGCCUGCACAGUCUCAGUCGGCACGUUCCAACAGCAGCAUCUCCACGGACCAUGACGUGCGGCGGUCGGGCUCAGAGUGCUGCUCGCUCACCGUCUCGUCCGAGAUCAGCGUCGAGUCGUUCGGCCGGUACCGGCAGCUAUCGCUGCCGCAGCGGCCCAACAAUGACCUCCGCAUCUUCACCUUCCAGGAGCUCAAGAGCGCCACCAGGAGCUUCAGCCGCGCACUCAUGAUUGGCGAGGGCGGUUUUGGCUGCGUCUACCGCGGCACCAUCCGGAGCGCCCUCGAGCCGCGCCGGAGCCUCGAUGUCGCCAUCAAGCAGCUUGGACGCAAAGGCCUCCAGGGGCAUAAGGAAUGGGUGACCGAGGUGAACUUUCUUGGGGUGGUGGAUCAUCCCAACCUGGUGAAGCUCAUCGGCUACUGUGCAGAAGACGACGAGAGGGGGAUUCAGCUGCUGCUCGUCUACGAGUUCAUGCCUCACGGAAGCCUGGCUGAUCACCUGUCAACAAGAUCACAGAAGGCCGUUUCAUGGGCAAUGAGGCUGAGAGUAGCACUCGACACUGCUCGUGGUCUCAAGUACCUGCACGAAGAUUCCGAAUUCAAGAUAAUAUUCCGUGAUCUGAAGCCUUCAAACAUCCUGCUCGACGAGAACUGGAACGCAAAACUGUCGGACUUCGGCUUGGCUAGACUGGGGCCGCAAGAGGGAAGCCAUGUUUCAACAGCGGUGGUGGGUACUAUAGGGUACGCAGCUCCUGAGUAUAUCCAUACGGGACGCCUCAGCAGUAAGAAUGACAUAUGGAGCUAUGGAGUAGUUCUCUACGAACUCCUCACAGGCCGGCGGCCCCUGGACCGGAACAGGCCGAGGGGUGAACAGAACCUUGUGGAAUGGGUGAAGCCCUACUCCUCUGACACCAAGAAGUUUGAGACCAUAAUGGAUCCAAGGCUCGAAGGGAACUACAGCCUGAAGUCGGCAGCCAAGAUUGCCUCGCUAGCAAACAAGUGCCUGGUACGCAAUGCAAGGUAUAGACCUAAGAUGAGCGAGGUGCUGGAGAUGGUGCAGAAGAUUGUCGAUAGCAGUGACCUUGGAACACCAGAGCAUCCCCUGAUAAGCCAUUCGAAAGAAUUGGCUAGUGAUGAGAAAAAAAAGAAAGGCCUUGAUCUGAAGAGGAGGAUUGCUGAUAUUAAAGCUGGAGAUGGUAGAUGGUUUACAUGGCACAAGUGGACACCCAAGCUUGUGAGAACACAAUGACACAAAAUAUGGAUGAGAUGUUCCUCUUCAUGACUUUAACAUCCAGAAACAGCAGCGGCUGAAAUGCCACUUGGGUUUGCUGUUUACCAUACAAAUCAGAGAACGUGAUAACUAAAAACAAACGAUUUGGCAGCCCUACUGCUAUCAUCACUAAAUAAUAUCUAUGCCUGGAUUUGUGGGGUUAAACACAUGCAGUGUCCGCUAUCCACAUAGUUGGGCAUUACAUGUUUGCAUAAGAGCUGGAAAAUCAAAACUGAAGCAGUCCUUUUUGGAGUAGAAAUCUUGGGUGUACAGCUUAACAUGGAUUUUGCGUUUUUGCUGACUAAAUCUUGAGUUCUUUCUAGUGCCAAAUUAGAAUUUUAAGGAGGUGCAUGUAGCUCAUUGGUUCCUGUGUUUGCAAGAUUUGCACCCUGUUUGCAUCUCUCUGCAGAACUUAAUUGUUUUUCUUCACUGACACAGCAGAUAUGCAAAGUUCCCUUUUCAGUACUA
Messenger RNA from Hordeum vulgare subsp. vulgare (domesticated barley), 2056 nucleotides. RefSeq names its product serine/threonine-protein kinase PCRK1-like. Gene Ontology annotation, molecular function: ATP binding; protein kinase activity. The coding region runs from base 149 to 1567 and encodes 472 amino acids. Lineage: Eukaryota; Viridiplantae; Streptophyta; Magnoliopsida; Poales; Poaceae. Gene Ontology annotation, biological process: protein phosphorylation. The transcript is spliced from 5 exons. The record is from RefSeq and is a predicted model, not a curated record.